This is a messenger RNA of Labrus bergylta (ballan wrasse), 10157 nucleotides long. The record is from RefSeq and is a predicted model, not a curated record. Lineage: Eukaryota; Metazoa; Chordata; Actinopteri; Labriformes; Labridae.
UGAAGACCAAGUAGCUGCAGGAUGAAAACAUGGCUGCACCCCUUCUUGCACCGCCAGGACCUGAUAGCUUCAAGAAGUUUACCCCGGAAUCUUUGGCGACCCUCGAGCAGCGCAUCAAUGAGGAGAAAAACAAGAAGCCGCCCAAGCCGGACAACAGCUACCGAGACGACGAUGACGAGAACAAACCCAAGCCCAACAGCGACCUGGAGGCUGGGAGGAGUCUGCCCUACAUCUAUGGGGACAUCCCUAAAGGACUGGUGGCGGUACCACUGGAGGACCUGGACCCAUACUACGUGAACUCUCAGAAAACAUUUAUAGUGCUAAAUAGAGGGAAGACAAUCUUCCGUUUUAGUGCCAACCCUGCCUUGUACUUCAUAAGUCCUUUUAAUCUGGUUAGGCGAAUAGCUAUUAAAAUUUUGAUACAUUCUCUUUUCAGCAUGAUCAUUAUGUGUACUAUUUUGACCAACUGUAUAUUCAUGACCUUUAGUGAUCCUCCUGAGUGGUCCAAACAAGUAGAGUAUACAUUCACGGGGAUUUAUACAUUUGAGUCGCUUGUAAAAAUCUGCGCACGAGGAUUCUGUAUAGACGGGUUUACUUUCCUCAGAGAUCCAUGGAACUGGCUGGAUUUCAUGGUCAUUUCGAUGGCAUAUAUAACAGAGUUUGUGGACCUGGGCAAUGUAUCUGCGCUGAGAACAUUCAGAGUUCUCCGAGCAUUGAAAACUAUCUCUGUCAUUCCAGGCCUGAAGACCAUUGUGGGCGCCCUGAUCCAGUCUGUGAAGAAGCUUUCGGAUGUGAUGAUCCUGACAGUCUUCUGCCUGAGCGUCUUUGCCCUCAUUGGUCUUCAGCUCUUCAUGGGCAACCUGCGCCACAAGUGUGUGUUCUGGCCAGUCAACAUCACCGAGAGCCACCUGGCCAACGGCAGCAAGGGCUUUGACUGGGACGAGUACAUCAUGAACAACACCAAUUUCUACUUCCUCCCUGGCCAACUGGAUGCUCUUCUCUGUGGGAACAGCUCAGACUCUGGCCGCUGCCCGGAGGGCUACACAUGCAUGAAAGCUGGGAGGAAUCCAAACUACGGCUACACCAGCUUUGACAGCUUCGGCUGGGCCUUCCUUGCUCUCUUCCGACUCAUGACACAGGACUUCUGGGAAAACCUUUACAUGCUGACGCUGAGGGCCGCAGGGAAGACCUACAUGAUCUUCUUUGUGCUGGUGAUCUUUGUGGGUUCCUUCUACUUGGUGAAUCUGAUUCUGGCUGUGGUGGCCAUGGCUUACGAAGAGCAGAAUCAGGCUACCAUGGAAGAGGCCCUGCGGAAGGAGGAGGAAUUCAAGGCCAUGUUGGACCAGCUUAAGAGACAGCAGGAGGACGCUCAGGUCAGCCCUUCUGAUGUGGAGGACGACGGAGGAGGGCGACUGUCGUGUAGUUCAUCCGAGAUGUCAAAGCUAAGCUCCAAGAGUGCCAAAGAGCGGCGCAAUCGUAAGAAGAAAUGGCGGCAGAAAGAGCAGGAGAAGGAGAAAGGCGACAGUGAGAAGUUUGUCAAAUCCGAGUCAGAUGAUGGCAGCAAGAGGAGCCGCUUCCGUUUUCCUGAUAAUCGCCUGGGUCGAAAGUCUUCCAUUAUGAACCAGUCCCUCCUCAGUAUUCCCGGCUCGCCUUUCCUGUCCCGCCACAACAGCAAGAGCAGCAUCUUCAGUUUCAAGGGCCGUAACAAGGAUGUGGGAUCAGAGAACGAAUUUGCCGACGACGAACACAGCACAGUGGAGGAGUGCGAGGAGCGACGGGGCUCCCUGUUCAGCCCUUAUCGAAGGAACAGCUACAGCGGCUUUCAUGGGAAGAGGAACAGCACGGUGGAUUGCAACGGCGUGGUGUCACUCAUCGGUCCUGGGCCGGGUGGACGCCUUCUGCCUGAGGUGAAAAUAGAUAAGGCAGCUACUGACGACAGUCCAACUACUGAGGUUGAGGUGAAGAAGAAGCUGUCGGGCUCCCUGAUGGUGUCUGUGGACCAGCUCAAUACCUCCUUUGGGCGGAAAGAGCGGGCCAACAGUGUCAUGAGCGUCAUUACCAACACACUAGUGGAGGAACUGGAGGAGUCUCAGCGCAAGUGUCCACCAUGCUGGUAUAAGUUUUCUAACACAUUCCUGAUCUGGGAGUGCUCCCCCAACUGGAUUAAGAUCAAGGAGAUAGUGAACCUGAUUGUCAUGGACCCCUUCGUGGACUUAGCCAUCACCAUCUGUAUUGUCCUCAACACCCUCUUCAUGGCGAUGGAGCACUACCCUAUGACCCCGGACUUUGAACACAUGCUGUCUGUGGGCAAUCUGGUGUUCACGGGGAUCUUUGCAGGAGAGAUGCUUUUUAAGCUGGUUGCCAUGGAUCCGUACUACUACUUUCAAGAGGCCUGGAACUGUUUCGAUGGUUUCAUUGUUACUCUGAGUUUAGUGGAGCUGGCUCUGGCUGACGUAGAAGGCCUCUCUGUCCUGCGGUCAUUCCGAUUGCUGAGAGUGUUUAAGCUGGCGAAGUCAUGGCCUACCCUCAACAUGCUGAUCAAGAUCAUCGGUAACUCUGUUGGAGCCUUGGGGAAUCUGACUCUGGUGUUGGCCAUCAUCGUCUUCAUCUUUGCUGUGGUGGGCAUGCAGCUGUUCGGCAAGAGCUACAAAGACUGUGUGUGUAAAAUUGCUAUCGACUGUGAGCUUCCCCGCUGGCACAUGAACGACUUCUUCCACUCCUUCCUGAUCGUCUUCCGGGUGCUGUGCGGUGAAUGGAUUGAGACAAUGUGGGACUGCAUGGAGGUGGCAGGUCAGGGCAUGUGCCUCAUCGUCUUCAUGAUGGUCAUGGUCAUCGGUAACCUUGUGGUGUUGAACCUGUUCCUUGCCUUGUUGCUGAGCUCAUUCAGUGCUGACAACUUGGCUGCUACAGAUGACGAUGGUGAACCUAACAACCUGCAGAUUUCCGUCAUGCGCAUCAAGAUAGGCAUAGCAUGGAUAAAAGCAAAGAUGCGGAUACUGGUUGCCAAUCUGCUGAGAAAACCACUGGUGGAGGAUGAACAGAAGCCUUUAGACGACAUGUAUGACAAGAAGCUGAACUGCAUUGCUAACCACACCGGGGUAGACAUCAACCGUGACCUGGACUAUGCCAAGAAUGGUAAUGGUACCACCAGUGGUAUUGGCAGCAGCGUGGGCAAGUACAUGAUUGACGAGGAGCACAUGUCAUUCAUCCACAACCCCAACCUGACUGUCUGCGUGCCCAUAGCAGUGGGAGAGUCUGACUUUGAGAAUCUCAACACUGAGGACUUCAGCAGCGAGUCAGAAAAUGAGAACAGCAAAGAGCUGGACGACACCAGUUCGUCCGAGGGCAGCACCAUUGACAUCAAGCCAGAUGUAGAGGAGGUGGUGGUGGUGGAGACGGUGGAAGAGUACUUGGAACCAGAGGCCUGUUGGACAGAUGCAUGUGUGGCUAAAUACAAGUGCUGCGAUGUCGAUAUCACUUUUGGCUGGUGGAAGCUCUGGUGGUUCCUGAGGAAAACUUGCUACCUGAUUGUGGAGCACAACUGGUUUGAGACCCUCAUCAUCUUCAUGAUCCUCCUCAGUAGUGGUGCCCUGGCGUUUGAGGACGUGUACAUCGAGCAGAGGAAAACCAUUAAGAUCAUUUUGGAGUAUGCUGACAGGGUUUUCACCUACAUCUUCAUUCUGGAGAUGUUGCUGAAAUGGGUUGCCUACGGCUUUGUCAAGUAUUUUACCAAUGCCUGGUGUUGGCUGGACUUCUUCAUUGUGGAUGUGUCUAUAGUCAGCCUUGUAGCUAAUGCGCUGGGCUACUCCGAUCUAGGGCCCAUUAAAUCACUCAGGACACUAAGGGCCUUGAGACCCCUCAGAGCCUUGUCACGUUUUGAAGGGAUGAGGGUGGUAGUCAACGCCUUGGUGGGUGCCAUCCCUUCCAUUAUGAAUGUGUUGCUGGUUUGCCUCAUCUUUUGGCUGAUUUUCAGUAUCAUGGGGGUCAACUUGUUUGCGGGAAAGUACUACUACUGUUUCAAUGAGACUUCAGAGGAAUACUUUCCCGUCGAAGAAGUCAACAACAAGACCCAGUGCGUGGCCCUCAUGCAACAAAACUAUACGGAGGUCAGGUGGAAGAAUGUCAAGAUCAACUUUGACAAUGUGGGCGCUGGUUACCUGGCCCUGUUGCAAGUGGCCACAUUCAAAGGCUGGAUGGACAUUAUGUAUGCUGCUGUGGAUUCAAGAAAUGUGGAAGACCAGCCUGACUAUGAAGUCAACAUCUACAUGUACAUCUAUUUUGUUGUAUUCAUCAUAUUCGGCUCCUUCUUCACCCUGAACCUCUUCAUUGGUGUGAUCAUUGAUAACUUCAACCAGCAAAAGAAAAAGUUUGGAGGUCAGGAUAUCUUCAUGACAGAAGAACAGAAAAAGUAUUACAAUGCCAUGAAAAAACUGGGCUCUAAAAAGCCACAAAAACCGAUUCCUCGACCACAGAACAAGGUCCAGGGCAUGGUGUUUGACUUUGUGACGCAGCAAGUCUUUGACAUCUCCAUCAUGAUACUCAUCUGCCUCAACAUGGUCACCAUGAUGGUGGAAACAGACGAUCAGUCGGAUGAAACGGAGAACGUCCUCUACUGGGUCAACUUCAUCUUCAUUGUAGUCUUCACCACCGAGUUCCUGCUGAAGCUCUUUGCCCUCCGCCACUAUUACUUCACCAAUGGCUGGAACAUCUUUGACGUGGUCGUGGUCAUCCUUUCUAUUGUUGGCAUGUUUCUGGCUGACCUGAUAGAAAAGUACUUUGUGUCACCGACCUUGUUCAGGGUCAUCCGGCUGGCUCGUAUUGGUCGUAUCCUCCGCCUGAUCAAAGGUGCUAAAGGCAUACGGACUUUACUAUUUGCUCUGAUGAUGUCACUGCCUGCCUUGUUCAACAUCGGUUUACUGCUCUUCCUGGUCAUGUUUAUCUUCUCCAUCUUUGGUAUGUCUAACUUUGGCUACGUAAAACAUGGAGCGGGAAUUGACGACCUCUACAACUUUGAGACCUUUGGCAACAGCAUGAUAAUUCUGUUCAUGAUCACCACGUCAGCUGGAUGGGAUGGCUUGCUACUGCCAAUCCUCAACUACCCACCUGACUGCAACCCUAAUUUUGAGAACCCUGGUACAACUGUGAAGGGCGACUGUGGCAACCCAUCAGUAGGAAUCUUCUUUUUUGUCAUGUACAUCAUCAUUUCUUUCCUGAUUGUCGUCAACAUGUACAUUGCCAUCAUCCUGGAGAACUUCAGUGUGGCCACAGAGGAAAGUGCUGAUCCAUUGAGUGAGGAUGACUUCGAGACCUUCUAUGAGAUCUGGGAGAAGUUCGACCCCACAGCCUCUCAGUUCAUCACUUUUGCCAAACUGUCGGACUUUGCUGACACACUGGAGCAUCCACUUCGUGUGCCAAAGCCCAACACUAUAGAACUAAUUGCCAUGGACCUGCCCAUGGUGAGUGGUGAUCGCAUUCACUGCCUCGACAUCCUGUUUGCCUUCACAAAGCGAGUGCUGGGUGACAGUGGUGAGUUGGACAUGCUGAGGCAACAGAUGGAGGAGCGUUUUGUGGCAGCCAACCCCUCCAAGGUGUCUUAUGAACCCAUCACCACCACUCUCCGCCGCAAACAGGAGGAUGUCUCUGCCAGAACUAUCCAGAAUGCCUACCGUGCACACCUCAUCAGGCGAGGCAUCAUCUUCAAGCGCCACUUUGCUAACAAUAGGCUUGAGAACGGAGGGACCAACCAAGAGAAGAAGGGGAGCACACCAUCCACUGCCUCUCUCCCCUCUUAUGACAGCGUGACCAAACCCGACAAGGAGAAGCAGGACGACAACAAGGAAGAGUGGGCCAGGAAAGAGAAGGACAAAAACCAAAAAGAUGAGUGGGAAUCUAAGUGUUAGGAUUCAGUGACUCAAAAUCCAAUGAAACAGUGAGAUGAGACUCUGAGCCCAAACCCAACAAAUGUAGAAAGUGAUCAUUUGCAAGAAUCAUGAAACAAACAAAACAAAAACAUACAAAAAAAAUGUUUACAGACUCAAACACUACUGAGGCAAUGUGGUUUUUUUUAUGUCGUCAAAGAGAGCUGAACCAAACACAAUCAGUUUACCACGGAAGUUUGCUGCAUAGUGACCAAGUUAUUAGAAAUGAAAAACAAAUAACAAAAAAAAAAAAAAACACACACAAAAAAAAACAAUGACUCACAAUGUGAUGGCAAAUGACACACAUUUCUUUUGGGACCAACUUCCAAGGCACAGGAAUCUCUGCUGAUGAUUGGAGAAUUGCAAAAUCCCUGCCACCACCUUGCGUGGACCCCUGCAGCAAAGCUCCAAUGCUGCCGGACCGGAUCGUACAGAUCCCACUAGAACUGUAUAAGCAGUCUAAAGGAGCGCCUGUAACUCUGCGUUUACCAUCUUCAACAAGAAGAAAACAAUAAUCUACCAAGCAAGUUUACCUAGGAAAGGAACACUAACAAGGGAGGGGGGGAAACAAGAACAGUAGACAAAUAUUUUUUGUUUGUUUGUGCUGAGUGUACUUGCAUCUUUACAUUAUUUGAGCAGCAAAAAAAAAACAUUUAGCCCAUGUCACUAGUCUUUUCAUCUCCUCUUUGUUAUACUGACAUUGAAAAAAGACGUUUUCUACAUGGACUUUCACACUGACCGGGUAGGGGUCAUUAGUCAUUGUUUUGACUUGGGCUGAAGGAGACUCGCUCAGACCGAGUUCAAGAUAAAUAACAAUUAUUGUGCUCGUUCAGUGCAUAGAAAUGACUUGCAUGAAGGCAUGUUUUGAUCAGGAAUCAUGCAUGAGUAAUCAUAGUCCACAAGACACUUAUUCUCAGACCACUGCAGUGGCUUGAUUAUAGUUUGAGGUUGUCCACUGGGGAAAGUACGGGAACUAUAAGUGAAGAUUUUAGAUAGUUAUACAUUGAAUAUUGGGUGAAUCGUAUUAGUAUGAUCCUGCCCUUCACUAAUUAUGCUUUUUAACUGACAGACUUUUUUCAGUCAACCCUUCAUUGAGAUUUCAGUUGAAGGAUGUAAGCACUCAGAGGCAAAGUCUCAGCUGGGUCAGCCAACAACACAAACAAAAAAAUCGUUUUUUGCUGCUCUGAAUGUUAGAAGUGUAAAGAGAGUGUGGAGUGUUUGAGUGUUACUAAGCAGAUUAUCCUCAUGUUGAGGUUGCACAGAUUUGGAGGACAAAAAACAGUUGUCCUGAUCAAAAUCUGGGGCUUUCAUAACUUUGUUUACUUACAUCCAUCAUAUUGUCAUUUUUCUAAAUUGCCUGUGGUCCCUGUUAUGGCAAUGAGGGCAGGUGAUAGUUCAUGCCAAGGAAUUCAUAUCCGGCACCCGAAAAGUCUGGUGUGCUUGUGCAUUACACGGUAACACCUCUACUGCUGUAGUACCUGGAGAAGGGUCAGAGAUGUGGUUAUAGUUUAGAUUCUUUUUUCUUUUUUUUUUUUUACACAAUUUGUGUUAUUUUUGGGCUAGUGGAAGAACUGAAACUCCAUAGAAGUAGAAACAUUGGACAGCUUUUUUAUCAAUUUAUUCAUUUCAAAUUCCUCUUUUGUACUCUGUCAGACGAACAUCAGAAUUACCCAGUGAAUGAUGUCUUAGGUAGUGCUUUUUUGGACAAUUUGAGUUGCCAGCUUUAGAAAAAAGCCUUGAAGUCCUUCUCUGAUGUCCUUGUGGUGCAAUCAUUCUCAGAAAAGGCUUUGAUCAGUGAGAGUUGACACUGACCGUCUGACAGCAAAAUUAGCAGAGAAUUAUCACAAGGACAUGCCUUGUCGUGCCUCGCAUGUAUGGAAUGGACAUGAAGGGCUCGCAGUUUUGGGAACUUGAUAAAUGAAAUGGAUUUUGUCUGAUGUUUCAGGGAGGUGGAUGGCUGAUGAAUAACACAAUAUAAACGUGGACCAAUAAAUAAGUAGAGCCCCUCCCUUCAGGGUUUUAGACUGACUGCCAUGAGAACAAGAGAGAAAUUGAAGAGCAGAAGAGGAGAGAAGUGCUUUGGUCUGAGUCAGAGUGCUGAAAGUCCCAUGUUUGUCAGUGUAUCAUUGUGCUUUUGUGGGAAACCUCUUGAACACUGUGUGGUGUUGGACCCAGCCUUGCACCAUCUUUUCACAUACUUGCAGGCUUUCAAGUACUACCACCUGCUUCAAAAAAUAAUUAACCAGAGAUUGAGGUAGAAACGUGAACACUUGACCAGAUUAAACAUCAGCAGGCCUCACAUUGACGCAGCUAUGUUGUAUAAUAAGCUUUGUGGGUGUUUUUCAUAAUAAAAAACUGAGGCUUUGUCAAGUGGUAGACAAGACACAACUGCCUCUUUGUGUGCUCCUGCCAUUUUUUUUCUACAGAGGAGUGAUGGUCCUAUUUGUAAGCGGAUGACUGGACAAACAAUCUGGCAUCCAUCUUCACACCACUAAUGCCAUUUGGUGUGUUUAACACUGCCUGUACCAGAACCCCCUGUCUGUAACAAUAACUGAGGUCUGUUUACAAUAUGAGGUCUCCGAAUCAGUUUGGCUGCUGCACACUGAAACCAAAUACAUUCCCAAUGAAAACCACAGCAGGAGUGAGUAAUGUCAUUCAAUUUACCCAUGUUCAUCUUGGAUGUAAUGUUUUAGAAUGAUACAUUUACACUUGGAAAAAAAAAACAAGCAAAAAAAAGACAAAAAAGAAAACACAAAAACAGAUAUAUGUACAGUGCAGGCUAUGAUGUAAAUGGCACAAUCGCUGAAAAAGAACAAACUUUUUGAGAGAAACUAUAAAUAGUGUAUUAUAUUUUAUUUUAUCGGCAUGCUUUGUUGUGUUUUUUUGUAAAUACGGAAUUUUAAAAAUGUUACUACUAAUAAUCAAAAAAAUGAAUAAUAAUAAUAUAGAAUGGCUUCCAGCUAUGCCCUUUGUCACAUUUGUUACCUUUUGGAUUUUUUGAGACACUUUUCACUUUGUUGACGGAAAAUGAAUGAAAUAUAGAUAUUAUAUAAUACAAAAGAUAUAUACAUGUAAACAUAUAUGUCUAUAUGUAUAUACAUAAAACAGAAGAACACUGUCACAUUUGAUUUAUGUGCAACACGUUCAGUAGAUGUCUGAAUACUGGUUGUUUCCAACAUCCUUCUAUGUUGGGGAAUAGCUCAUGUGCUAUGUUACUGGAGCUGCUUGCCAUGGAUUGUAGCCUGAUUAUGAAAGGAUAAUGUUACCAGCACAUUUCUCACUAACUGUCAUAUCUGUCACCUUCACUGAGUAUCCAGGACACACCCACAGUCACGGACACAAAUACACACACACACAUAGGUGACUCUCCUCACUACCCACCUACUGUACCAGUGAUCUCUUCCCCGAGGACGUCAGCUGGUGUGACUGACUUCCUCACCCAUCCUGAGAUGGCACCCACCCCAGGGCCUUUUCUUUCCCAUACCCACACAUCAGUGCCAUUACAGUUCAACUUGCAUACAAUCAUGUACUGGCUUUUUGUCCUCACAAUUUCUUACGUUGAAUGGUUGGUUUCUAGUGUUCCACUCAAUGGCAUGUGCCUUUUUUCUGCUUUUUCUGCGAAUUUGGAUGUUGAUGCCACACUGAAAACAACAAAAGAGCAAAAAAAAAAAACAACAAAAAAAAAAAAAAAAGAAACAAAAAAUAUGUUUCCAAACUGUGGAGGGUGGGGGUUUCGGGGGGUGAGCACAAUAUUAAUCAGGGAUGAUGAGUCAGAAAUACUGCCAGAGGAUCAUCCAGACAACCCACUUCAUCGUAAUAUUCAACAGUGUGUGAUGUUAACAGAAAAACAGCUAACUCAAAAAUGUCCUGUUCUUAGUGCUAUGUGUGUCACCCACUUGGCUUGUGAAAAGCAGCUUGCCUUCUAUAUUUCUGUUUGAUUUCUUCAAUACUUUCUGUUUCCAUCUGAAAUUUAUUUUUGUAUCAAUAUUUGAUUAUGGGAAUCAUUCUUUUUUUUUUUUUUAGCAUGGUUUAUUAUGGGCGUUUUUUCUUUUUCGCUGACAAAUUUUAAAGUGCUUUUCAAACUGUUGUUAUCAUUUGACACCGUGAUAAAAGAGGAUAUACAGUACAUAAUGAUGGUGUGUUGCACAACCACUUGGACUUUGGUAAGAAUAUAUGAAAGAUUGUCUUCAUUUGAGCACGAACCUUUUUAUUACCAAUAAAGCAGCCUUCCAGUUACAA